Molecule: messenger RNA, 426 nt
Organism: Mya arenaria
Lineage: Eukaryota; Metazoa; Mollusca; Bivalvia; Myida; Myidae
Product: putative mediator of RNA polymerase II transcription subunit 29
Exons: 1
Coding region: 1-426 (141 amino acids)
Source: RefSeq, a predicted model, not a curated record
AUGGCCAACAACUCCACCCACAACACUGCCAGCAACACCGCCAGCAACUCCACCCACAACACCGCUAACAACUCCGCCCACAACACUGCCAACAACUCCACCCACAACACUGCCAGCAACACCGCCAACAACUCCACCCACAACACCGCUAACAACUCCGCCCACAACACUGCCAACAACUCCACCCACAACACUGCCAACAACACCGCCAACAACUCCACCCACAACACCGCUAACAACUCCGCCCACAACACUGCCAACAACUCCACCCACAACACUGCCAACAACACCGCCAACAACUCCACCCACAACAAGGCCAACAACUCCACCCACAACACUGCCAACAACACUGCCAACAACUCCACCCACAACACCAACAUGGCCAACAACACCAAGGCUAUCACAAUACUUCAUCAUUUUUUCUGA